Molecule: messenger RNA, 3315 nt
Organism: Penicillium brevicompactum
Lineage: Eukaryota; Fungi; Ascomycota; Eurotiomycetes; Eurotiales; Aspergillaceae
Product: DNA-directed DNA polymerase delta POL3
Exons: 3
Coding region: 1-3315 (1104 amino acids)
Biological process (GO): DNA replication proofreading; nucleotide-excision repair, DNA gap filling; DNA-templated DNA replication
Cellular component (GO): delta DNA polymerase complex
Molecular function (GO): nucleotide binding; 3'-5'-DNA exonuclease activity; DNA binding
Source: RefSeq, a predicted model, not a curated record
AUGCCUGAAGCAAUCUUACCUCCCCAUAAGCGGGUGCUAGGUGACGCGGUCAACAAUACAACUGGGAUUAUGAGGUCCCCAAGUGUGCUUAAGAAACGCAAGCUUGAGAAUGAGCCCUCUGUAUCAUUUGCGGAUUCAUCCCAGACCGCACGGCGGAAGAUUGGGUCAACACAGCCCCAAAAAAGUCAAUUUGAAGAGGAGGUGCUGGAAAAGCUAACCCAGGACAUCGGCGACCUGAAAGAGAAUAACUCGGAGAAGGACCAACAAUGGGAGCGUCCUCCGGUGGAGAACUUUGAUGAGUCCAAGGAGAACAUCUGUUUCCAACAGAUUGACGCUGAAGAAUCAGUGCUGAUGGGAAAACCGGCCAUUCGGCUAUUCGGUGUCACUGAAGCUGGACAAUCAGUGUGUCUCCACGUUACCGGCUUCGAGCACUACCUUUACAUCGCCGCCCCUGUCAGUUUCACAAAAGCCGAUUGCGAGCCUUACAAACAUUUCCUCGAGCAAAAGCUGGGCCAGAGCUUCACUGCCAUCUCCUCGGUGCAGCUCACCAUGCGUGAAAAUAUCUACGGAUUCCAGGGAAACCAGAAGAGUUAUUACAUCAAGAUCACCGUCACAGAGCCGAAGCUGGCUGCCCGAUUAAGAAGUGCGCUGGAGAGCGGCAGCGGAAGCAUGAACUACAAGGGCAUGUGGAGCGGUGCAGAUGGCAUUCUUACCUUCGACAAUAUCCAAUACUUGCUACGAUUCAUGAUUGAUACCGGGCUGGCUGGCAUGGCUUGGGUGGAGGCAAUUGCUGGAAAAUACCGCCUUCUUGGGCCCCGUGAACAACUAUCAAACUGCCAGCUCGAAGCUGCCGUUGAUUAUCGUGAUAUGAUCGCCCAUCAACCGAACGGAGAAUGGGCGAAAAUGGCACCCCUUCGCGUUCUAUCCUUUGAUAUUGAGUGUGCCGGCCGAAAGGGUAUUUUCCCGGAGCCCAACAUGGACCCGGUCAUUCAAAUCGCCAACGUUGUCACUCGAUACGGAGAGUCGAAGCCAUUCAUCAGAAAUGUUUUUGUUCUUGACACCUGCAGUCUCAUUGUCAACACCCAAGUUUUGGAGUUCCAAAAGGAGGAGAAGAUGCUCGAUGCCUGGCGUGAUUUCGUGGAAAAGGUUGACCCAGAUGUGAUCAUCGGAUACAACAUUGCCAACUUCGAUUUCCCCUAUCUACUUGAUCGCGCAAAGCAUCUGAAAUGCACAGGGUUCCCGUACUGGACCAGACUCAAGGGGUGCAAGACUGAAGCCAAGGAUGCGAAUUUCUCAAGCAAACAGAUGGGUAACCGCGAUACCAAGGCUACAAACACCAAUGGUCGGAUUCAGCUUGACCUUCUUCAAUUGGUCCAGCGAGAUCACCAACUGCGAAGUUACACUCUCAACUCUGUGUCGUACGAGUUCCUGAAGGAGCAAAAAGAAGAUGUGCACCACACGAUGAUUACAGAACUUUUCAACGGCACUCCUGAUUCCCGACGUCGACUGGCCGUGUACUGUUUGAAAGAUGCAUAUCUACCACAGCGACUGAUGGACAAGUUGAUGUGUCUCGUCAACUACACUGAGAUGGCUAGGGUCACGGGUGUGCCUUUCAACUUCCUUCUCUCCCGUGGACAGCAAGUUAAGUUCAUCAGUCAACUGUUCCGAAAGGCCUUGGAACAGCAACUUGUCAUUCCCAACUCCAAGCCACAAGACGAGCAGGACUAUGAAGGUGCCACCGUCAUUGAGCCCGAGCGAGGAUACUAUGGUGUACCAGUCGCGACUCUCGAUUUCGCCUCACUGUAUCCUUCGAUUAUUCAAGCACACAAUCUGUGCUACACCACUUUGCUAAACAAGACCAGUGUUGAGAAACUCAACCUUAAAAAGGAUGAAGAUUACAUUGUCACGCCAAACGGAGACAUGUUCUGCACAACCAAAGUUCGCAAGGGCCUGUUGUCUCAGAUUCUUGAGGAACUGCUUGGAGCAAGAAAGCGUGCGAAGAAAGAGCUUGCCACCGAGACUGAUGAUUUCAAAAAGGCCGUCUUGAACGGUCGUCAACUUGCGUUGAAGGUCAGCGCCAACAGUGUGUACGGUCUGACUGGUGCCACGGUUGGAAAGUUGCCAUGUCUUCCCAUCGCCAGUUCUACAACUAGUUACGGUCGCCAAAUGAUUGAAAGAACGAAACAGGAGGUUGAAGCACGCUACACCAUCGCCAAUGGCUAUUCCCACGACGCGCAGGUCAUCUAUGGUGAUACUGAUUCCGUCAUGGUGAAAUUCGGUGUGACUGAAUUGGCUGAGGCGAUGAAACUCGGCCAGGAAGCGGCAGACUAUGUCUCUUCGAAGUUCAUCAACCCUAUCAAGCUCGAGUUCGAAAAAGUUUACUUCCCCUAUCUUCUCAUCAACAAGAAGCGAUACGCAGGACUUUACUGGACAAAUCCCGAUAAGCACGACAAGAUGGACACCAAGGGUAUUGAGACAGUCAGACGUGAUAAUUGUUUGAUGGUUCAAAACGUUAUUGAAACCGUGUUGAACAAAAUUUUGAUCGACCGUGAUCUGGAUGGUGCACAAGAUUACGUCAAAGCCACAAUUUCCGACCUUCUACAGAACAAGAUCGAUAUGUCCAAACUAGUCAUCACAAAAGCACUCUCGAAGCGCAAAGAAGACUACGCAGGCAAGCAGGCCCACGUCGAGCUUGCUGAGCGGAUGCACAAACGUGACGCGGGUUCUGCGCCAACACUCGGUGACCGUGUCGCCUACGUCAUGAUUAAGGGAGCCAGUGACUCCAAAGGCUACGAACGAGCCGAAGACCCCAUCUUCGUCCUGGAGAACAACAUUCCCAUUGAUACCAAGUAUUAUCUUGACAAUCAACUGGCAAACCCCCUAGGCCGUAUCUUCGAGCCCAUUCUGGGAGAGAAGAAGGCUGGCCAGCUGCUCACUGGAGAGCACACACGUUCUAUCUCCAAGGCGGCCUCCAGCUUGGGUGGACUGAUGAAGUUUGCCAAGAAGACUCAGACCUGUAUGGGUUGUAAAAAGCCUCUCGCAAGCAACGAGGAAAGUGAAGGCGCGGUCUGCUCCAACUGUCGUCCUCGUCUGGGUGAACUGUACACCAAGACCCUGACGAAGACCUCUGAUUUGGAAGUUCGAUUUGGCCGUCUGUGGACUCAAUGUCAACGAUGCCAAGGCAGUUUGCAUUGUGAAGUUAUUUGCUCGUCUCGCGACUGUCCUAUCUUCUACAUGCGCAUGAAAGCAAAGAAAGAUGUUGAAGAUGCACAGAAGGACUUGUCUCGAUUUGACCUUGAUGCUGGGGCUUGGUAA